AGUCAAACAAAUCAGUCAACCCGUCCUAAGUCAAAGUGGCACGGUACCAACGUACGGCACCUGGACUAGGGCACGGCUUGGCAGUCUAGGGCACCACUGUUUUGGACAUGUCCGGUCUUCUUCUUCCUCGUCUUGCUUGAGCGUAGGGCGCGGCGCAUUCCAGUCGAGCGAUGGCGGGAUCGGCUGCAGCGUCGGCAUCGGUCACUGUUCCCAGGAGUUUCCGGCUGCUCGAUGAACUGGAGCGAGGGGAGAAAGGGCUGGGAGAUCCACUGGUGAGCUUGGGAAUGGACGACGCGGAUGACAUUUACAUGCGCUCCUGGACGGGCACCAUCCUUGGGCCGAGCAAUUCCAUUCACGACGGCCGGAUCUAUCAACUUAAGUUGUUUUGCGACAAGGAGUAUCCGGACAAGCCACCGAGCGUGAAAUUCAUGUCGAGAAUCAACAUGACCUGCGUCUCCCAAGACAAUGGCGUUGUAGAUCCCAAGAACUUCCCCAUGCUAAGCAACUGGCGACGAGAUUACACCAUGGAAGACAUAUUGAUUUCUCUGAAACGAGAGAUGGCUUUGCCGCACAACCGAAAGCUUCCGCAACCACCAGAGAACAGCACAUUCUGACCAGCAGUACCUUGUGCUCGAGAAAAUGGUUUGCCUUUUUACGAUCGUACGCGUCUUCUACAUAUAGAUUUUUGUUGUGCUACUUAUGUGACAUUUCGGCUCACUAACUGGAUAAGUGUGUGCUGCUGCGUGUGCAGUACACAGAGUUAGGAGCCUCAAAAAUUUCAACUCAAGAACAGCGAGAAAACAUAUCUUCAUCUGGCA
Messenger RNA from Selaginella moellendorffii, 818 nucleotides. RefSeq names its product ubiquitin-conjugating enzyme E2 variant 1D. The record is from RefSeq and is a predicted model, not a curated record. The coding region runs from base 171 to 614 and encodes 147 amino acids. Gene Ontology annotation, cellular component: nucleus. The transcript has 4 exons. Gene Ontology annotation, biological process: DNA damage tolerance; protein K63-linked ubiquitination. NCBI's taxonomy places the organism in Eukaryota, Viridiplantae, Streptophyta, Lycopodiopsida, Selaginellales, Selaginellaceae.